This is a messenger RNA of Zerene cesonia (dogface butterfly), 1242 nucleotides long. Its product is annotated as NFX1-type zinc finger-containing protein 1-like. The transcript is spliced from 7 exons. The record is from RefSeq and is a predicted model, not a curated record. Bases 41 to 1225 code for a protein of 394 amino acids. NCBI's taxonomy places the organism in Eukaryota, Metazoa, Arthropoda, Insecta, Lepidoptera, Pieridae.
UACAGUGUUGUUAUCGUUUCAGGCUGAAAAAAUUUGUGGCAUGGCUAUGGAGUUCGUCGCGUGUCCUGAGGCGUGCAAGGCGCGGCUGGCGUGCGGCCACGCGUGCACUCGCACAUGCCAUGUUAAAAGCGAUCCUGACCAUGAAAUGUACACAUGUGAAAAACCAUGCCGAAAACUUAAAAAAGAUUGCUCAUUUACCGCAGAAGAAAAUAAUGAGGACCAUCUGUGUAAAAAAAAAUGUUAUGAAACGUGUGAUGUUUGCAAAGUGGAGGUAAUGAAAAAGAGACAAAAUUGCAUCCACUCUCAAAAAGUUCCGUGCCAUGUUGAUGUUAACACUAUUUUGUGUCGCAAAAACUGUGCUCGCUUAUUGCCGUGUAAUCAUCACUGUAAGAAGAAGUGCCACGAGCCUUGUGGGGAUUGUGUGAUGCUAGUAGUCAAGAAGAUUCCGGACUGUAAUCACAAAGUAAAGGUGCCAUGCAAUAAGUUCCUUGAUUCCAGCAUGUGCAAAGCAGAAUGCCAACGCGUAAUGUCGUGCGGGCACCCGUGCCAAAGUCUCUGCGGCGAGCCCUGUGACCCAGAAAAUUGCAACCAUUUGAUGAAUUAUGCAGACUAUUCUCCUUGUGGUCAUAAAAUAGCUCUGCCGUGUAAGAUUUACCAGGCAAUACGCUCUGGCGAUAAAGUUGAUUUGCGUGUCUUGCUGAAGCACUGUAAAGCGGCGUGCAAGGCGCGGCUCGAGUGCGGGCACGAGUGCGCGGGCACGUGCGCGGCAUGCUGGCAAGGCCGCCUGCACGCACCCUGCCAGCAGCGCUGCGACAAGCUCAGCAUCUGCGGACACGUAUGCAAGGAGCCGUGUAAUGAAAUAUGUCCACCAUGCGAGAAACUCUGUGAAGUGCGAUGUAAACAUUCGAAUUGUAAUAACAAGUGUGGAAUGCCGUGUACGCCAUGUAAGGAAAAAUGUGACCGUAAAUGUGAACAUGGUGAAUGUACAAAAUUAUGCGGGCAAGUCUGCUCAAUACCCCCCUGCUCCGAGCCUUGUCCGAAAUUGAUGGAAUGCGGCCACCCUUGCCGCGGCCUCUGUAACAACCCUUGUCCCAAUGUGUGUAACAUUUGCAAACCCGACUCAUUUCCCAAAAAUCUAAUUGGAGACGAAUAUGAAGAUGAUGUAAGGUACGUUUUUCUAUUUCUUUUUUUGUAUGGUGGGCCACAGCUGGUUGGAAAUAAGUAAAAACACCAGUUCCUAAA